Messenger RNA from Mercenaria mercenaria, 1919 nucleotides. Its product is annotated as beta-1,3-galactosyltransferase 1-like. The record is from RefSeq and is a predicted model, not a curated record. Lineage: Eukaryota; Metazoa; Mollusca; Bivalvia; Venerida; Veneridae. Gene Ontology annotation, cellular component: membrane. The coding region runs from base 441 to 1511 and encodes 356 amino acids. The transcript is spliced from 2 exons. Gene Ontology annotation, molecular function: hexosyltransferase activity.
AUUUGCAGUUUUAUUUCAUAUCAAGUAAUUUGAUUCAAAGACGGGUCCGGGUGAAGACAUUCUAAAAUGUAAUUUUCACAACAGAUGUUACAACAAACUGCGAAAGAGUACGACAAAAUCAUUAUUUGGCAUCUGAUAUUAGCUGACUUCACAUCUCAUUGAAAUAUUGGCACCUCUCAGACAAGUACUGGUGCAUGGAGCAAUAUUAAAGGCAUCAUUGGGUAAUAUUUGCAACUCACAGUAAAAUGCUGGCAUCUCACAGAAAAAAUUUGACAUCUCGAAGAGAAUCCCGCAGAGAAAAAUAGGCAUCUCACAGGAAAUCAAAGCAUCUCACAGGGAGGCAUCUAACUAAUAGUUCUGACAUCUUACAACAGAACCUUUGUGUUUAUUUAGUAAAUCAUUAAAUAAGGAUUGCAUGUGUAUUAUUACACAUCUGAAGCAUGAAAUACUAUAAACGUACUGCAUUUCUGCUGAUCGCAAUUGUAUUUUUUCUUGGGAAAUGUCUGGUUUGGCUUAAUCUACAACCAAGACAAGGGGACAUAGCGAAGGUGACUAAGGGGAAUAUUUCACACAUUGAAUAUCCUGUGCAAAAGCUCCCGUCAAGCAUUAAACAUGGCGUUAAUGUGAAAUUAACUUAUUUACUAGAGAAUCCCGUGCUGUGCACCUCGGUUGUCAAUUUAUCCGUGUUGGUAAUCGUGCACUCGGCUCCAACCCAUCAAGAACGUCGGCAAACAAUAAGAGAAACUUGGACCAAUAAUUCUUAUUAUCACAAUGUUGGAACAGUCAGAGUAUUGUUUUUGUUAGGUGCAGUGAAAAAGAUGAGCUUGCAGGCAACUAUAGAAAACGAGUUCGACAAACAUGCUGACAUCCUUCAAGGUGACUUUAUAGACGAUUAUCACAACCUUACAUACAAAGGUGUCAUGGCAUACAAGUGGUUAAGUGAAAAGUGUAGAAACGCUAAAAUCAUACUAAAGGUCGACGACGACGUGAUCGUCAAUAUGUUUUACUUUCUGUCAAAGUACAUGCCGUCUUUUGUGACAAAGAAAAAAUACAUGUCAUGUCGUCGAUUUCAUAAAAAUAAAAUUAUGAGAACGCGGAGAUCUAAAUGGUAUGUGAUGGAAUCUUUUUUCAGUAACCAAACAGCCUAUCCAGAUUAUUGUCAAGGUUUUGUGGUUAUCAUUACAAAUGAUCUGGUACCAGCCCUGUACAAAUCAGCGACGGAGACGCCAUUUUUCUGGGUGGAUGACGUCUAUUUGUAUGGACUGGUUCCCAGAAAUGUUUCAGGAAUACAAUAUAAACAUUUAAGAUAUGGCAAAGAUGUAGUAUUUGGUGUUGAAACUUCUACCAAUUGCUACAGAGUCAAAAAGGAAAAGUGUCCAUUCUUGGUCAUGCUGUUUAGAGCGAAUGUUACAAGUACAAUGAAAGAAGUUUGGGGGUUAAUAGUAGAGAAUAAUAGAAAUAUUUCUAAAGCAACAGAAAAGAAUGAAUCAAAUCAUGCUCUUCGGAGGUAAUAACUUACGAACAGAUUGAAAACAUAGUCUAAAACAGUGAUAAAUACGGGUAACAAAUUAACACAGCAUACAAACGUAUCUAAGUUUAAAUUUCAGUAGAAAUGUGAUUAGAUUUUUUUUAUUCUUCACUAUGAAAUAUAGAAAUUGCUUCUAUGUGCAUUGAAGUCAUUAACCUCACUGUGCCGAAAGCCACCAGAGAUAUUGCUAUCAGUUGACUCCGUUUGUUGGGGUUUGACAACUUGUUUUUGAACAGAACAGAACAGAACAGAACAUCUCGUUUAUUCUCUCAAUACAUGUACACACAUGCAAAUAUAAGGAAUUUACAAUAGACAAUAUGAUCUAUUACGAGGCUACCAUAUAUAAACACAUCAAGUUCGCAUUCGAAUAAAUAAUGAAAUUCAUCAUCAA